CCUUUUCAAUUGAACAAUUCCAUUAAAACGAAGCAAAAUCAAAAGCACUCUAAUUUGUUCUUCUUUCUUCUCCACAUUUACAUUCAUUUGAAUUUGUAAUUUUACUACUUUUAGGUUUUGAUUGUUUAAUAACUGGUGGCAUAAUGUCUGAAUCGAGUAAUCAAGUAGUAGGAGUUGAUAAUACGUUUAGACGGAAAUUCGAUCGUGAAGAAUAUUUGCAGCGAGCUCGAGAACGCGAAGAGAAUGAGAAAGAUUCACGGUUCAAAUCCAAAUCAAAAGGACCUCCAGUGCAGAGGAAGCCUUUAAAGCAUAGGGAUUAUGAAGUUGAUCUUGAGUCUCGUUUGGGGAAGACCCAGGUUGUUACUCCAAUUGCACCGCUAAGCCAGCAGGCUGGUUACUAUUGUUCGGUUUGUGAAUGUGUGGUAAAGGAUUCAGCAAAUUAUUUGGAUCACAUCAAUGGCAAGAAACAUCAAAGGGCUUUGGGUAUGUCUAUGAGGUCAGAACGAGCAACUCUUGAUCAGGUACGACAGCGAUUUGAGGUGCUCAAGAAGCGGAAAACUACUGGUAGUUUUUCAGAGCAAGAUCUUGACGAAAGAAUUUUAAAGCAACAACAAGAGGAGGAAGAGAGAAAACGUCAAAGGCGAGAGAGGAAGAAGGAAAAGAAGAAGGAGAAGGUUGUUGAAGAGGAGACUGAGAUAGACCCUGAUGUGGCUGCUAUGAUGGGAUUUGGUGGUUUCGGUUCUUCCAAAAAAUGAGAAGGCUUUCCCCGAGCAAUGCGUAUGUUCUACAAUGUUAGCUUACGGUGCUGUUAACUUAGUUACAAUGUAUUUUUAGUGAAAUUCUGUCGAACUUUUUAGAGGUUUUAAAGGAAAAAGGUGGACUAAAUUGUUCAUGUUUUCAUAUGUUCAGCCGUUUUUCAAGAUUCAUAUUCUAUGUUUUUUUCCCUGAAUAAAUUGAAGUCCGAUUAGUUUGU
This is a messenger RNA of Amaranthus tricolor (Joseph's coat), 973 nucleotides long. RefSeq lists its product as uncharacterized. Gene Ontology annotation, cellular component: U4/U6 x U5 tri-snRNP complex; spliceosomal complex. Gene Ontology annotation, molecular function: zinc ion binding; nucleic acid binding. The record is from RefSeq and is a predicted model, not a curated record. Gene Ontology annotation, biological process: mRNA splicing, via spliceosome. The transcript is spliced from 10 exons. NCBI's taxonomy places the organism in Eukaryota, Viridiplantae, Streptophyta, Magnoliopsida, Caryophyllales, Amaranthaceae. Bases 144 to 755 code for a protein of 203 amino acids.